Messenger RNA from Pogonomyrmex barbatus (red harvester ant), 1847 nucleotides. Its product is annotated as xaa-Pro aminopeptidase 3. The record is from RefSeq and is a predicted model, not a curated record. Lineage: Eukaryota; Metazoa; Arthropoda; Insecta; Hymenoptera; Formicidae. Gene Ontology annotation, cellular component: mitochondrion. Gene Ontology annotation, biological process: proteolysis. Gene Ontology annotation, molecular function: metalloaminopeptidase activity; manganese ion binding.
CGAGAGAUGAGUGAAGAAUAAGGACUCAGAAUGAAUUUCCAAUGAAGUUUCACGCUUCUGUUAAGCUCUACAUCGGAUGUCAGAAUAUAUUAAAAGAUCUGCAAGAAACUAAGUACAAAUCGAUAAAAAAUCUGCAGCGAGCAUUAAGGAAUAUCAAAAACAUUUAAAGAGGAAAAUAUGUUUAAUAGUAUAAAGCAUUUGCUGAGAUAUAAUCCGAAUAAAUUUGGUUGUCAGCUACUGGCAUACUUCUCGGCGGAAACGACAGUUAAAAGUAAUCUAACGCAGCGAGAAUGCACACGUGGUGUUCACCCACAAGUGUGUGGACAACCGACGUCGACGACACAUCCACAUUUGAUAAAGCAAGGAGAGGUAUUGCCAGGUAUAUCGCUUCAGGAACUUAAGAGACGACGUUCUAAAUUGGUAGAAAGCAUCUCACUAACAGCAAAUGCCAAGAAUGUAUGCAGGCAACAAAUAGUUGUCAUACCUGCGUCAUCCACAAUCUACAUGUCUAAUAAAAUACCAUAUGUUUUUCGACAAAAUACGGACUUUUUAUACUUCUCUGGGUGUCAGGAGCCUGACAGUAUCCUAGUACUUACUUGCAAGGAGGACAAGUCAUCAUACACUUUAUUCGUAAGGCCAAAAGACGAACAUUCAGAAUUAUGGGAUGGUCCAAGAACUGGCGUUGAAAUGGCAGUAGAAAUGUUUGGCACAGAUUAUGCUCUACCUGUUACAGAGUUUGAACAAUUCCUAACUACGCUUGUACAAGAAGAUAAAAGCAGUAUUGUAUGGUAUGAUCAUGCCGAUAUUGUUCAACCGAUCUUGCAUAAAAAGCUGUGUCAAUUGAUCAAAUUGACAGACAAUCAAAUAUUUGCUUCUCCCAAGAUUCUGUUUCACCAAAUUCGCUUGAUCAAGAGUGCUUGCGAGAUCAACUUAAUGCGAGAAAGCUGCGGGAUUGCCUCCAAGGCUAUAGUAAAAACAAUUCAAUCUUCGAAGCCAGAAAUGAGCGAGCAUCAAUUAUUCGCCACUGUAGAUUACGAAUGUCGUAUGCUCGGAGCUAAAUACUUGGCAUAUCCUCCCGUUGUAGCAGGAGGUAAAAACGCAACUGUGAUACAUUAUAUCAGUAAUAAUCAAAUUAUACGAGAUGGCGAUUUGGUUUUAAUGGAUGCAGGCUGUGAAUAUCACGGCUAUUCGUCUGAUAUAACGCGAACAUGGCCAAUUAAUGGCAAAUUUACUCCAGAGCAAAAGGUUCUUUAUGAGGUAGUACUUGACGUACAGAAAAACUUGAUAGAAAGCUUGAAAGAAAUGCCGUCGUUGGACAACGCGUUUCGACAUAUGUGUCUUCUUUUGGGUGAAAGACUACAAGAAGUUGGCUUAAUACCAAAAAAUAUAGAUGAAAACAAAUUAUUGGCGUCCGCGUAUACAUACUGUCCGCAUCAUGUUAGUCAUUAUCUGGGAAUGGAUGUACAUGACACAGAAAAAAUAUCCAGAAGCAUAAGAAUACAAUCUGGAAUGAUAAUAACAAUAGAACCUGGUAUAUACGUAAGUCCAAGGAAUCCUUAUGCAUCGUCACGCUUUCACGGUUUAGGUAUUCGUAUAGAGGAUGAUGUUUUAAUAACAGAAAACGAUUCAGAAAUCUUAACGAAAAACUGUCCGAAAGAAGUAGCGGAAUUGAAGCCUUAGCAAGUUAAAGGUCAAAAAUAUUAAUAGUGGUAAUAAGUGAUUAUAAGCAUUCAGUGUAUAUAAGAAAAUAUAUUCUUACGUUUUAUAUGUAUAUAAAAAAACCAUAAGUAUGUAUGCUUGUAAAUAUGCAGAUAAUUGUAUCUAUAUAGAAAGCAACUGCAGUCUUG